GCCGAGGCCGGCAGAGCAUCCUGCGCCCCGGCGCGGGGCCCUGCGGUAGCCUCGGGCCCCUCCCCUGGACCUGCCACAGACCCAGUGUGGAAUACAGAAGCUGCCACCAUGACCACCCACGUCACCCUGGAAGAUGCCCUGUCCAACGUGGACCUGCUGGAGGAGCUGCCCCUCCCCGACCAGCAGCCAUGCAUCGAGCCUCCGCCUUCUUCCAUCAUGUACCAGGCUAACUUCGACACAAACUUUGAGGACAGGAAUGCGUUCGUCACAGGCAUUGCAAGGUACAUUGAGCAGGCUACGGUCCACUCGAGCAUGAAUGAAAUGCUGGAAGAAGGACACGAGUACGCCGUCAUGCUGUACACCUGGCGCAGCUGUUCCCGGGCCAUUCCCCAGGUGAAAUGCAAUGAGCAGCCCAACCGGGUGGAGAUCUAUGAGAAGACAGUGGAGGUGCUGGAGCCAGAGGUCACGAAGCUCAUGAAGUUCAUGUACUUUCAGCGCAAGGCCAUCGAGCGGUUCUGCAGCGAGGUGAAGCGGCUGUGCCACGCGGAGCGCAGGAAGGACUUUGUGUCCGAGGCCUACCUCCUGACCCUGGGCAAGUUCAUCAACAUGUUCGCCGUUCUGGACGAGCUGAAGAACAUGAAGUGCAGCGUCAAGAACGACCACUCUGCCUACAAGAGGGCAGCCCAGUUCCUCAGGAAGAUGGCAGACCCCCAGUCCAUCCAGGAGUCGCAGAACCUCUCCAUGUUCCUGGCCAACCACAACAGGAUCACUCAGUGUCUCCAUCAGCAGCUGGAAGUGAUCCCCGGCUAUGAGGAGCUGCUGGCCGACAUUGUCAACAUCUGCGUGGAUUACUACGAGAACAAGAUGUACCUGACCCCCAGCGAGAAGCACAUGCUCCUUAAGGUAAUGGGCUUUGGCCUCUACCUGAUGGAUGGAAAUGUCAGUAACAUCUACAAACUGGACGCCAAGAAGAGAAUCAACCUUAGCAAGAUUGAUAAGUUUUUUAAGCAGCUGCAGGUGGUGCCCCUUUUCGGCGACAUGCAGAUAGAGCUGGCCAGAUACAUUAAGACCAGUGCUCACUAUGAAGAGAACAAGUCCAAGUGGACGUGCACACAGAGCAGCAUCAGCCCCCAGUACAACAUCUGCGAGCAGAUGGUUCAGAUCCGGGAUGACCACAUCCGCUUCAUCUCCGAGCUGGCUCGCUACAGCAACAGCGAGGUGGUGACGGGCUCUGGGCUGGACAGCCAGAAGUCAGACGAGGAGUACCGGGAGCUCUUUGACCUGGCCCUGCGUGGCCUGCAGCUUCUGUCCAAGUGGAGUGCCCACGUCAUGGAGGUGUACUCCUGGAAGCUGGUGCAUCCCACAGACAAGUUCUGCAACAAGGACUGUCCAGGCACGGCGGAGGAGUAUGAGAGAGCCACACGUUACAAUUAUACCAGCGAGGAGAAGUUCGCCUUCGUGGAGGUGAUCGCCAUGAUCAAGGGGCUGCAGGUGCUCAUGGGCAGGAUGGAGAGCGUCUUCAACCAGGCCAUCAGGAACACCAUCUAUGCAGCCCUGCAGGACUUUGCCCAGGUGACCCUGCGCGAGCCCCUGAGGCAGGCCGUGCGCAAGAAGAAGAACGUCCUCAUCAGCGUCCUGCAGGCAAUUCGGAAGACCAUCUGCGACUGGGAAGGUGGACGUGAGCCCCCCAAUGACCCAUGCUUGAGAGGGGAGAAGGACCCAAAGGGCGGGUUUGACAUCAAGGUGCCCCGGCGAGCUGUGGGGCCAUCCAGCACCCAGCUGUACAUGGUGCGGACGAUGCUUGAAUCGCUCAUCGCAGAUAAAAGUGGCUCCAAGAAGACCCUGCGAAGCAGCCUGGACGGGCCCAUCGUCCUGGCCAUAGAGGACUUCCACAAACAGUCCUUCUUCUUCACGCAUCUGCUCAACAUCAGCGAAGCUCUCCAGCAGUGUUGCGACCUCUCUCAGCUCUGGUUCCGAGAAUUCUUCCUGGAGUUAACUAUGGGCCGGCGAAUCCAGUUCCCCAUUGAGAUGUCCAUGCCUUGGAUUCUAACAGACCAUAUCCUGGAAACCAAAGAACCUUCCAUGAUGGAGUACGUCCUCUACCCUUUGGACCUGUACAACGACAGUGCCUACUAUGCCCUGACGAAGUUUAAAAAGCAGUUCCUGUAUGAUGAGAUCGAAGCCGAGGUGAACCUGUGCUUCGACCAGUUUGUCUACAAGCUGGCAGAUCAGAUCUUUGCUUACUACAAAGCAAUGGCCGGCAGCGUCCUGUUGGAUAAACGAUUCAGAGCGGAGUGUAAGAAUUACGGAGUCAUCAUUCCGUACCCACCAUCCAACCGCUACGAAACGCUGCUGAAACAGAGACAUGUCCAGCUGUUGGGUAGAUCCAUUGACUUGAAUAGACUCAUCACCCAGCGCAUUUCUGCUGCUAUGUAUAAAUCCUUGGACCAGGCCAUCAGCCGCUUUGAGAGUGAGGACCUGACCUCCAUCGUGGAGCUGGAAUGGCUGCUGGAGAUUAACCGGCUCACGCACCGACUGCUCUGUAAGCACAUGACGCUGGACAGCUUCGAUGCCAUGUUCCGGGAGGCCAAUCACAACGUGUCAGCCCCCUACGGGCGCAUCACCCUGCACGUCUUCUGGGAGCUGAACUUUGACUUCCUCCCCAACUACUGCUACAAUGGGUCCACAAACCGUUUUGUCCGGACUGCCAUUCCUUUCACCCAAGAACCACAACGAGACAAACCCGCCAACGUCCAGCCUUAUUACCUCUAUGGCUCCAAGCCCCUCAACAUUGCCUACAGCCACAUCUACAGCUCCUACAGGAACUUCGUGGGGCCCCCGCACUUCAAGACCAUCUGCAGACUGCUGGGUUACCAGGGCAUCGCCGUGGUCAUGGAGGAGCUGCUGAAGAUCGUCAAGAGCUUGCUCCAAGGGACCAUCCUCCAGUAUGUGAAAACUCUGAUAGAGGUGAUGCCCAAGAUAUGCCGCUUGCCCCGGCACGAGUACGGCUCUCCAGGGAUCCUGGAGUUCUUCCACCACCAGCUGAAGGACAUCAUUGAGUAUGCAGAGCUGAAAACAGACGUGUUCCAGAGCCUGAGGGAAGUGGGCAACGCCAUCCUGUUCUGCCUCCUCAUAGAACAGGCACUGUCCCAGGAGGAAGUCUGUGAUCUGCUCCACGCUGCGCCAUUCCAAAACAUCUUGCCCAGGGUCUACAUCAAAGAGGGGGAGCGCCUGGAGGUCCGCAUGAAGCGCCUGGAGGCCAAGUACGCCCCGCUUCACCUGGUGCCCCUGAUCGAGCGGCUGGGGACCCCUCAGCAAAUCGCCAUCGCCCGAGAGGGGGACCUGCUGACCAAGGAGCGGCUGUGCUGCGGCCUGUCCAUGUUCGAGGUCAUCCUGACCCGCAUCCGCAGCUACCUGCAGGACCCCAUCUGGCGGGGUCCGCCGCCCACCAACGGCGUCAUGCACGUGGACGAGUGUGUCGAGUUCCACCGGCUCUGGAGUGCCAUGCAGUUCGUCUACUGCAUCCCUGUGGGGACCAACGAGUUCACAGCGGAGCAGUGUUUCGGGGAUGGCUUGAACUGGGCUGGCUGCUCCAUCAUCGUCCUGCUGGGCCAGCAGCGUCGCUUCGACCUGUUUGACUUCUGUUACCACCUGCUCAAAGUCCAGAGGCAGGACGGGAAAGACGAAAUUAUUAAAAAUGUGCCCCUUAAGAAGAUGGCCGACCGCAUCAGGAAGUACCAGAUCUUGAACAAUGAGGUCUUUGCCAUCCUCAACAAGUACAUGAAGUCUGUGGAGACAGACAGUUCCACUGUGGAGCAUGUGCGCUGCUUCCAGCCACCCAUCCACCAGUCCCUGGCCACCACCUGCUAGGCUGACGAUCCUGCAAGCCCUCAUCCCAACAGAGGAGAAGCAGGAGAGAAAGCCACGGCCAGCCUGCAGCAGAGUCCACCUGGACAGCGUGUGGGAUAGACCUGGAAGUAAACACGAACCUCCCCAAACUCAUCCCCACCACGCCCAGGGGCUGGGCUUGUGCAUGCUCUCCCACAACAUCUCCAUGGCAGGUUUUCCAUAGUGUAAAUGAAAAACAAACACAAAGAGGCAGUGUGUGCUUUGCUCCUCUCUAACUGUGUUAGGAGCUCUUAGCGUCCCCUUUCUCUGUUCCAUAGUCCCAGGGUGGCAACCGCCUACCCAGUGUCCUCAGGUCAUCCUAGUCUCACGGCCACACCUCAGCUUCCUGGAUUCUACAUCUCCUCUGUCCAUUCCCUCCAGUUUCCCCGGUGCCAUCUCCUCCUUCUCUGGGUGUUAGGAAUUCCCCUGCCGGGAGUUCGCUUGGACCAGAGGCUGAGAGCCAGGGAGACCCAGAGGUCCCUGGUAUUGGUGUCAUAGAAGAUGGUAUUGGCUCUGGCCUUUCAUAGGCUCCCAACAGCUCCAUCCUAACUCUCCCCUCAAAGCAGUCCUGGACACAAGGCAAAGAUACUUCCCAGCUGUACUGCAUGGAGUGCAACUGGGUGGGGAAGAUGGUCUGGCCCACUGUGCGCAAGUGGCAUUUAUGCACACAGCCAGGAACUCCACAUCUGCAGACACGACCAUCAGCCGACAGCGAGGUGGUGCCUUUGCCCCUUCAGCAGAUACCUGGCAAUAGCCACGUGGGGCAUGGACAUGUCAUUCUGGGCACGGCCCACAGUGUUCGCCAGUCACCAGAUUUGGAAGCACUUCUGGAAUAAAGGACAUCUCCCACAGGAGACAAAGUAUUAAAGGGUUAACCACAGAGGCCCAGAACAUCUUGGGGGGGACAGGGAGGUAAGGAGUGAAAAUUAGGAGUCACCUGAAGAAUCCUGUUGUUUCAGUCAAUUGGAACUUUCCUUGUCCCAACUGUGAAAGAGCCUUUGAAUAUUUCAUCUUUCACUUUCAGCUUGCCGUCCCCUCCAGACUUCUGAAGUUAGAUGUUUGGGAUACGGAUUCUUGAUGGGGGGUAUAUUUAUUUGCAUUUUCCAGACUGAAUCAAAAUAAUUCCUCUGCACAAUCUCCCACAGGUAUGGGGAAACCAUUUGGGAAGACAGAGGCUUUGAGAUAAAAAUGUCUUUUUAGAGAGCACAUCUUCACAGGGAGCCUGUAGGCCUGAGCUUUUCAGAACAUAGAAAGUAUGACAGUUGCUACUUUUGCUCCAGCCCAGAGAGGAAAAGAAUAGGGAGAAAAUGGAGAGAACAAUAAUGAUCCUCUCCCUGUCCCUCUGGGGUAUCUCCCAGAGCAGACAAAUGGAAUUUGUUACCCUUCAUCACAGAGCCCAUUUUUUAACCCCAUGGGAAGAGCAAAGGAAGCACUGGGUGAUGCUGUCUUGUUCUCCCUGAGCAAAAGGGGGCAUCCGGUGUGGUCCGAGGGUCACCCACCCUGUCCUGAGAUGAGGACAUUUCUGUGAUGAUUCCCGAGUGUCACCCAACCCCAAUUCUGAGUCCCUGGGAACAGGGCUAGGAAAUUUGCAUUUUCUACAAGCUAGCCAAGUUGAACACCAAAGUUUGAGAACCAGUGGAGAGAGGAAUCAUUCUGCUAACCGUGGGCUUUGAGCUACCUCCAGGCCAUGAAACAAAGUUAUCUGUAGGUUAGAGAAGGAUCUCCAAGUGCAAAGUGGCAGCUCCUCCCUUUCCAGAGCUGCCACUUGCUAUUUUGAUUUCUUACCUUUUCCUCUUGAAAACCACAGAUUUGUCCCAGAGGCCAAAGAGAGAGGUUACAGCCCAAGGCAGAACGAUAGGGUAAAGCAUGCCUUCCGAACCUGCAUAGCAUCUCUAGGCUCCGGAGCCUUCUGUCUCUUCCAUCCUGUCUUGGAAUGAGAGCUGGCUCUUUGCAGAGAGAGAACUGGUUUUUAAGUGCUAGAGUGCAUCCUAAAUGCUUAGCCAUUGCUUUGUAGCACCACCCAUUUGGUAAGAUUGCCAUCAGCAACCCACGCUUCCCACAUUGCAUUUCUAACUCUGAAGUUGACCCUCUGAACAGUCACAUUAUCCUGCAGAGCCCUGAUCCCAGUAAACGCAAGUCUUCACAUUCAGGAGGGAGGUUUCGUUUCCCUAGCAGCACUUAUUUAUCAAUGCUGGGCAAGUUGAAUUUUUUUUCCCCUCCCUAGCAUUGUUACUGCCUCCUUUUUUUUUCUUUUGUGUGUGCGUGCGUGCGUGCGUGUUUGUGUGUAUGUGUGUGUGUGUGUCUAAGACCCAGGAAAAAAAAGCUGAGGUUUUAAAGUUUUAAAAAAAAUCCUGUUUCAGAAACUGUCAAAUGUACCAUAUUUGUAUUAAGAGUUGUUGGGGAUUUUUGUACAAUGAAUUUACAUUUAUUUAUGGUGACUUAUAUUUACGCUCGUGAUCAGAUAAUGAUGUUAAAUUCUUAAAUCAUAUUUGCUAUGCAGCUGAAGAUGAUAUUUUGAUUUGUAUUUUGGGGGUACCUGUGUUGAGUUGAUAAACAUUUCCAUCUCCAUUAAAACUGCUUCCA
Lepus europaeus (European hare) is the source of this 6471-nucleotide messenger RNA. RefSeq names its product cytoplasmic FMR1 interacting protein 2 (gene CYFIP2). Gene Ontology annotation, molecular function: small GTPase binding. The transcript is spliced from 31 exons. Bases 109 to 3870 code for a protein of 1253 amino acids. Gene Ontology annotation, biological process: regulation of actin filament polymerization; axon guidance; cell projection assembly. The record is from RefSeq and is a predicted model, not a curated record. Gene Ontology annotation, cellular component: synapse; neuron projection. NCBI's taxonomy places the organism in Eukaryota, Metazoa, Chordata, Mammalia, Lagomorpha, Leporidae.